This is a messenger RNA of Chlorella variabilis, 924 nucleotides long. RefSeq lists its product as hypothetical. The transcript is spliced from 6 exons. The annotation marks the transcript as partial. Gene Ontology annotation, cellular component: nucleus. Lineage: Eukaryota; Viridiplantae; Chlorophyta; Trebouxiophyceae; Chlorellales; Chlorellaceae. The record is from RefSeq and is a predicted model, not a curated record.
GAGGAGGACCAGCAGCGAAAGCGGCAGAAGAAGCGGCGGCGGCACCGCGAGCGCAGCUUGUCAGAUGAGGAUGGGGAGGACAGCCAAAAGACACUGGUGGAGCUGCGCUCAGAGCAGGGGGUGGCCCGCGGCCAAAAUCUGCAACUAGAGAAGGACUAUUUACGGCUGACCGCUCUGCCAAGUGCCGUAGAUGUGCGGCCCCCGGAAGUGCUGCGGCAAGCGCUGGAGCUGGUGAAGCGGCGGUGGACAGAAGGGUGGGACUACAAGGAUUGUUGUAACCAGCUCAAGAGCAUCCGCCAGGACCUGACGGUGCAGCACAUCAGGACGGUGCUCACGGUGUACGAGACGCACGGGCGCAUCGCCAUCGAGGUGGGCGACUUUGCAGAGUACAGGCAGUGCCACAGCGUGCUGCAGCAGCUGUACGCAGACGGCGUGCCGGGCGAGCACAGAGAGUUCUGUGCUUAUGGGCUGCUGUAUGCGGCGGCCACGGGGCGGAACGUGCUGGCACAUGAGAUGACCGAGGCCUUCUCCAGCAGCGGCAGCAGGUUGAGCGCCAGCGGCGGCAGCAGCCUGGCCGGCGACCGGUUUGUGCGCCAUGCGCUGGCGGUGUGCCGCGCAUACCUCAACGGCGAUUUUGUGUUGUACAUGCGGAUGUACAAGGAUGCUCCACGGAUGACCCCCUACCUCAUGGACCUGCUGCUGGCGAAACUGAGAGUCAGGGCAUACCAAACCGUGCUCGCCGCCUUCAUCCCUUCUGUACCCCUGUCAGCAUUAGCCAACUGGUUUGGAUUUCAGCAGAAAAAGGAGGCAGCGGCCUUCCUGCGCGAGCGCGGGGCAGUGGUGGUGAGCGGGAGCUUGGACAUUAAGGAGUCACGAGCGGCACAGCAGCAGCAGCAGCAAGAGCAGCAACAAGAGCAGAAAUAG